CAUGUACACGUGGUGCAGACGACGACAUGGGUUUGUUUAUCCCACGGACAACAGGAUGUUACCUUUCCUCAGUGGAGUCUAGCAGACGAUGAGAUUCGUACGGCAGGAUCGAUACCAUUAGCGUCACACGUGUCAGUGGCGAUUACAGAUAGCCACAAGAUGAUGUUGGGGUGUCUGGUGUGUUUCUGCCGCCACAUCAAGAGAAAGGUGACGUCACGGUGCCUGAUCGGAGGGAUUAUCCUGCUCUGCAUCACGUUCGCGGUGAUCCGGUCCAAAUAUAAUUUUGGUGUCAGCGAUAUGCCUGGCCAAGAGAUGGAAGCUGUUCACGAUCAUAUACAGCAACGGCACCAGUCUAGGAACUCCCUCAACUUCGACGACGUCAUCAACGCCACCUACCACGACCUUGACCGCCUGCGGGAGGAGCAGCAGACGCGCACGCAGCACCUGCACGCCCAGUGCGACCUGCUGCACAACACGACGCGCGGCCUGUCCAGCGAGGACUGGGCCUACGGUCGUAUCGAGGUGGAUCACACCCAGCACUACCUGUACUGCCCCCUCCUCAAGGUCGGCUCCACCUUCUUCAGGCGGGUCUUCUACACGAUGCGGCAGGGGCGGCGACUAGUCAACCCCUACCUCGUCCCCAUCAACAAGGCCUUAGCCGCUAAAAGAAACGUAUUGACCCAAAUUCUACCUCUUACUUCACCUGAAACAACCGCUUUCCUGAAUAACGCAACAUCCAUUAUAUUCGUUCGGGAACCUUUUUCUAGAAUAUUAUCUGGAUAUGUGGAUAAAUUAUUCGCCCCGAAUCCGUAUUUUUGGUCGCAGAUUGGAAAAUACGUCGUGUCAAAAUUUCGCCCGGAAGCGAAAAGAAAAGACCUGGUUUGCGGAAGUGACGUCACGUUUGAAGAGUUCAUAAGUUAUUUGAUAGACGGGGAGCUGACCAACAGCUCGCACCGUGACGCGCAUUUUACCCCCGCGUACGACCAGUGCAAACCUUGUCACCUGAACUACACCGUGGUGGGGAAGAUGGAAACUUUCCAGACGGACGUAUCCUACACACUCGCCCAACUCGGCUUCAACGUGAGUAAAGAAAAACUCAGCCAAUGGUCGAACGACGCGACACACGACGCUAUUCUAGACUCAAUCGUCAGCCCGUUCGGCUGGCGAAGCAUGGUCAGGAAGUGCAUGUCUUGGUACGAGGGCUUGAAACGGAUUUGGCGGAAAAUUCAAAUUCGGGGGAUUAUAUCGAUGGAGGAAAAAUUCCCAUGGUCGCGAGAUUUCAGUGAAAGGUCUGUGACCAUCCGGAUGUUUACAGACCGAGUUAAAAAACUGCAUGCACAAACCGACAAAACAAAACUUAAGAAGCAGAGAAAGGAGGUUGUCAUUGAAGCGUUCAGCCGGAUUAAACAGGAGGAUUUGAAGAAACUGGUGGAAAUGUUCCGGCCAGAUUUUCAGUUGUUCGAGUAUGACACUCGCCCUGACUUUAUAUUCAGCGAGGAGAUCGUCAAACCAUUCCGACAGAAAAAUAAUUUAUUUAAUGUUUUCAAUGUUUAAUUUUUUUGUU
Molecule: messenger RNA, 1564 nt
Organism: Physella acuta
Lineage: Eukaryota; Metazoa; Mollusca; Gastropoda; Physidae
Product: carbohydrate sulfotransferase 11
Biological process (GO): carbohydrate biosynthetic process
Cellular component (GO): membrane
Molecular function (GO): sulfotransferase activity
Source: RefSeq, a predicted model, not a curated record